GAGAGAGAGAGAGAGAGAGAGAGAGAGAAGGGGGGGAAAGAUCCGGGGGGACAGUACGGGAGAGAAGUCCCGCUAUUCCCGAACAGGGUCCCGGCCCCCCUCCCCCGGCCCUCACCUUGCCCCUGGCAGGAGCCUAACAUGAAAAGCCUCCCGACCCUCGAGGGGGGCCCGUGGCCGACUCUCUGCAUCAAGGAGGUGAGCUGCCCCAAAAAGCUCAAGAGGAAGCCCCAGGAGGGGCCGAAGCGCGUGAACGGCUACAAAAGUUUCCGAGCGGACUUGAAAGUGCCGGAGCCCCGGCCAAGGACGGGGGCGCACGACGGCUGAUCCGGCCAAGGGCGCCGGGGGGCCGCGCCGCCCGAGGAGAGCCAGCUGCUGCUCCCGGCGGAGCGCGGUGGCCGAGGCUGCGGCGGGGGUCCCGGGGGCGGCGAGAUCUUGGACAUGCGGAAACGCUGCUUCCCCCCGGGGCCCGGCCGAGGUCCGGCCCCGUCGCCCCCGCCGCUGCCCGCGGGCCUGGCGGCUCCCCCCGGGAGCCGGGAACGGCGGGAGGCUCCGCAGACUUUCGGGGAGCAGAGCGCGCGUUCCCGGAUCGUGCUGUGCCCGCCGCCCCCUCGCCAGAGCGCUCCGCAGCCCCCGCCGCCCCCCGUGCCCCCGCCGCCGCCGCCGCCGCGUCCCGCGGGAAGUUCCUUCUCGUCCAUUUCCCACGUAAUUUACAACAACAGCCCCGAUUCUGCGGCGGCUUCGCCUCGGAAGCGCCCGGGCGAAAGUGCAGGCGCCUCCUCGGAGAUCAAAGCCAUCCAGCAGACCCGGAGGCUGCUGGCGAACGCCCGGGAGAGGACCCGGGUGCACACCAUCAGUGCCGCCUUCGAGGCGCUGAGGAAGGGAGUUCCCUGCUAUUCUUAUGGCCAAAAGUUGUCCAAACUGGCCAUCCUGAGGAUAGCCUGUAACUAUAUCCUUUCCCUGGCCAGGCUGGCUGACCUGGACUACAGUGCUGACCACAGUAACAUGAGCUUCUCUGAAUGUGUGGAACAGUGUACCCGGACCCUGCAGGCGGAAGGCAGGUCCAAGAAGAGGAAGGUGUGUAUAAAGGCCCGCUUAUUAGUGCUCCCGGGCCCGGCGGCUUUCCGUUGCUCGCUGGGCUCACACUCCCUGGGCUCGGGGACAGUUGGAAGGGAUGGAGUCCAGUCUGGAGGGGCGCCAUUGGGGAGGACAGAGUGUGGAGAGAGCCUGAUUGAUUUUUAGAUUUUAAAAAAGAACAACACGGCAGCAGAAAGUAAUUAUAUCCGUCACCCUAAAUAAACCCAGAGCAUAAAGCUGUUACAGUGCGGAACGGGUGGGGAGCGGCAGGGAGGGGACUGGAGGGGAGAAUGAUAUAGAGACCUUGUCAGCUCAUCAGAAAGCCGGAGACCGAAUUCUCAUUAAGAGCCCCCCCCCCUUACCCACCAGUCCCGUGGGCAGCCUGGCUUAGCCCAUUGCAUCACACCACGGUGGAAUCUUUCUUGAGACUUCCCUAGUGGAAGAGCCCUCGGGGCUUGCGGGUUGGUGUGGGGAAGUGGGGUGCUUUCGUUAGGUGAAGCUUUUGGGGGGUGUCUGCCGCCUGAGGCCAAAGGGAUUGAAGGACUAGAGCAGAGAGUAAUUGAGUAACUGGCCCAACCUCAGGCCCUUCCCCCCCUUUUCACCCGGACCCCACACUCCCUAUCUGUCUAGGGUGCAGUAACACGGGGCCAUGGUGUCCUUUCCCCACCUUAUUUAACAUCUGACAUGGACAGAAACUCCUUCCUGGAGCUGGGGUUUCUUGUGUGGUGUCUGACAGAAGGAUCUCAGGCCCCCUGAGGCUGGGGGUGUGAGGGGGAGGGAGGGAGGAAAGGAUGUUUUCAUGUGUCAGAUAGUGACAGGGGACCCUGAAAGUCCCUCGGAGUUUGUCUGUUUUCCUCUUUCAAUUCUCCCUCUUUCCUACCUUUUCUCUGACCCACCCACCCCCCUCCCAGCACAGCCACUCCACUCCAGCAGUGGAAAAAGUCGAUCAUAAAGCUUGCCGGUGGGUGGUCAGCUUUUUACGGCCCAAAGCAUGGGAUUUGGAGGACCUCUUUGCAUUUCAUCUGUACUUUGCUCAGCCUCCAACACUUCAUUUUUCCUUCUUUCCUCUCCUCUGUUUUGCUUUUGGGUUCCAGUUGGAAAGAGCAGCAGCCCGAGAAAGGCUAAAUAUUUAUAAUUAUCCGAAUAUCGGGGGCAUCCAUCUCAUCCGUCCAAAGUGUCUGAGCUCCCCUAAAGGAUCUGGACAAGUGUCCGUUAGACAA
Molecule: messenger RNA, 2294 nt
Organism: Sarcophilus harrisii (Tasmanian devil)
Lineage: Eukaryota; Metazoa; Chordata; Mammalia; Dasyuromorphia; Dasyuridae
Gene: ATOH8
Product: atonal bHLH transcription factor 8
Molecular function (GO): protein dimerization activity; DNA-binding transcription factor activity
Source: RefSeq, a predicted model, not a curated record